AUGCGGUCCAAAAGCAGCGGGGUCGAGAGCCCGGCCAACGGGGUGCUUGCGGUUCCACAGGACAACCAUCAUGACGUCGGCCAAGAACAGGAAGUCGAUUUGCCAGUGAAGAGCCUGAAGACCAAAGAGAAGCUCCUGCAGGAUUCCUCUGAGGCAGGAGACAAACAAAGAGACAUCAUGGAUCUGUCCAAAGAGGAUCUGCUUAAACUGCUGGGGAUCAUGGAGGGAGAGGUUCAGGCCAGAGAGGACGUCAUCAGCAUGUUGAAGUCCAAACAGUCUGUGCCAGCGGGCCUUGAAUCACGCUAUGGCUCCGCAGCCCCCAACUCGGCCCUCCAGGCCCUGCAGAGAGACAGCUUCAUCACUGGCACAGAAGCUCACAACCACAGUGUCAACCAAAAGCCUAUUGCUGAGCUGGAGCGUCUGCAGGAGAAGCACAGGGACACGUACCGGCGGAUGCUUGGUCAGCUGCUGCUCGCCGAAAAGUGCCACCGCCGCACCGUCCACGAGCUGGACACGGAGAAGCGCAAACACGUGGACUACAUGAACAAGAGUGACGACUUCACCAACCUCCUGGAGCAGGAGAGAGAACGACUGAAGAGGUUGCUUGAGAACGAAAAAGCCUAUCAGUUAAAAAAGGAGAAGGAGCACACGAAACGUCUGGCCAAAGUGCGAGAGGAGCUGGUCAAGCUCAAGUCCUUUGCCCUGAUGUUGGUCAAUGAACGCCAACAGCACCUGGAACAAAUGGACCAACAGAAUCAGCGGGUCCAAGAACUCAGCCAGCAGCUGCAGCAGCAGGAGCAGGCACUGACUGAAGCCCGAGAGCACGCUCAGGAGGAUGGUUAUAGGGUACAGAGCCUGGAGGCUGAACUGAAAGAGAAAUCUGCCAAGCUCACCCAACAACACGAGGAGAUGAGUGCCAAGCUGGCCAGUCAGGAGCAUCACAGCCGUCAGCUAAAUGCCAAAAUUUUGGGUCUUACACAUAAAGUAGAGGAGCUGGAGGAGAGCAACAGGGCCUUGAAGAAGUCUGAGGAAGAACUGCAGGAGCUCAGGGAGAAGAUCACUAAAGGGGAGUGUGGCAACUCCAACUUGAUUGCCGAGUUGGAGAACUUGCGAAAGCAGGUGCUGGAAAUGGAGGGAAAGGAUGAGGAGAUUACCAAGGCUGAAAAUCAGUGCAAGGAGCUGAGAAAGAGGCUACAAGAAGAGGACAGUAAAAGUAAAGACCUCAGACUAGAAGUGGAGAAGCUCCAGAAAAGAAUGGUAGAGUUGGAGAAACUUGAGGGUGCAUUCAGUGUUAGCAAGUCUGAGUGUGCACAGUUACACAAUGCCUUAGAGAGAGAGAAGGGCCUGACCAAAGAGCUUUCAGAUGAAGUUGUAGCACUCAGGAUCCGUAUGAAAGAGCUUGAGUCCUCUGAACUGAAGUUGGAAAAGUCUGAACUGAGUCUUAAGGACGAUUUGAGUAAGCUUAAGUCAUUGACAGUUGCUUUGAUGGAAGAACGCAAGACCUUGAUUGACAAAAUAAAGUCAGAUGAGAAGAAACAUGAGGAUUUGAGUACAAUGGUCAAAGGUGAGCAGGGAAAAGUUAUGGAAGUGACUGAGAAACUGAUAGAAGAAAGCAAAAAGCUCUUAAAGUUAAAAUCAGAGAUGGAAACCAAAGUAGAAAGUCUAAUCAUAGAAAAGGGGGAGCUCAGCAACAAACUAGCCUAUGAAAUAGAUAAAUCUAAGGAUCUUAAUGCUAAAGUUUGUCAAAUGAAACGGAGGUUGGAUGGUUUUGAGCAAGGAGAAAAGCUAUCCAUGAAGAACUCAGUGAAAUGUGAAGUGGGGAGAAUGCCUGACCCCGGACAAAGAGAAGACAACAAAAUUAAGGAACUGACUUUUGAAAUUGAGCGUCUAAAAAAUCGUCUCAAACAACUUGAAGUAGUGGAGGGAGAUUUGAUCAAGACAGAGGACCAGUAUGACAUGCUGGAGAAAAGGUUCAUGACUGAACAGGAUAAAGCCAACAUUCUUUCCCGGCAGGUGGAGGAAAUGAGGACUCAGAUAGCGCGGAACAAAGCCAUUGAGAAAGGAGAAGAAGAAAGCCAGGAAGAGGACAUCAGACAAAGAUGCAAAAAAGAGGAGGCCAAAACCAGAGAACUGCACGCUGAUGUAGUUGCCCUCAAAGAGAAGAUCCAUGAACUAAUGCACAAAGAAGACCAGCUCUCUCAGCUGCAAGUGGACUACUCCAUCUUGCAGCAAAGGUUCUUGGAAGAGGAAGAGAAAGCAAAGAAUAUGGGAACUGAAGUUUUUCACCUCUCCAAAGAGCUGGAGGUAGCUAAACGCCAUAGUCGAGCAUUGAGGCCCAGCUUGAAUGGGAGGAGAAUGGUGGACGUAGCUGUGACAUCCAAAGGAGUACAGACAGAGGCGUCAGCCACUGGGUCAGCAGAGGAGGAUACCACAGCUGUGUUUAUCAGGAAGUCUGUUCAAGAAGAAAAUCACAUAAUGAACAAUUUCAGACAAAGGUGUCUGAAGAAACCAACAGAAAAGACUGUUGAGCGAUGUCCUUCAUCUGGCAGUGACCUCGGCAUGAAGAAAUCCUGGAUUCCCUGGAUGAGGAAAAAGGACAGCACCCCUCAAGAGACCAACUUAGAAAAACCUCUGCACAUGAAUGGAAAUCAUUUGCCCUCUGAACUGACUAUGUCCCCAAAGCAGGGGCAACCAUUACACAUUAGAGUAACACCAGACCAUCAAAACAACAUGGCCACUCUGGAGAUCAGCAGCCCUACUACUGAAGAUGUUUUCUCGAGCUCAGUUCCCCUCAGCCCCAACCCAUCUCAACCAAAAUCCAGAAUCACAAUCAUUCCCACCUACUCAAACCCCAAGAGAAAGACCACCACUGUACCUCAGGGCCCUGCGAGAGCAAAGUCUCCAGUCACCAUCACAGCUAUGUCUAGAGCCAAAUCUCCAGAAAGUAACCGAAUCUCCUCCUCAGGGCGGCCCCUGUCCCCGGUCUCUAUUAUGACAGUCAGCACUGCUGUAGUGCCUGAAGCAUCUGCUUCCCCAGAGCCCCAGGAGAUGACAAUGGGCCGAGCUGUCUUCAAGGUUACCCCAGAAAAGCAGAUGGUCCCUGUGCCUAUACGGAAGGGCCACAACAACACCAGCAUCAUCACUACCAGUGAGGAUAACAAGAUCCAUAUUCAUCUAGGCAGUGGAAUCACCCCGAAGAUGGUAGUGAGGCCAGUGACUGGCGCGACAGAGAGCAAGGAAAUGACUUUAUCCACUGGGACAGUUUUGCGCUCCCCCCGUCAAAUUACCACCACUGCUACCAGGAGCACACAGAGCAAAGUGAUGAGCAGUAUCACAAUUUCCCCGGUUACAUCCACUACAUCCAGACCCACGCAAACCAUGACUGGGAACGAUGCCCAGCCGACUCGAACAGGGCUGACCCGCAUCCCAAUGUCCAAGAGCCUGAAGACGGGAAAAGCUGUGCUGGGAUCCCUGGGGAUCUCAGGUGGCGUGAAGAUGGAGUCGCGAGCUGAGACUCAGUCUAUGAGGAUAGAAGUGAAGAAAUCCACUGUGAACAGCAGUGCUUUACAAAGUGGUGGAAAAGCCUGAUAAACAUAAUUGAUCAGUAUCUAAAUUAUGCAGCUACAGAGGGAUUAAGACAACUGUGCGACUCAGUAUUUUUUGUAAGUAAGCCAUUUAUUUUUGUAAAGUAUUUGUACUUGUUUAUCCAAUCUAUUUUUGCCACAUACACUGAUUUAUAAUCUUUCUAUUUACACUGUGUGCAUUUGUGUGAAAUAUCAUAAAAGACUGUGUUGCCACUAACUGCUUCUUGCUUUGAGUGGUUGACAAUAUUUUACACAGGCACAUUGUAGGCCGAAUCACUUAUUUUCAUGUAAAUGACGUCUAUUUCUCCUGUGAAAGAUUUGUACUUAAUAUGUGUUUGAAAUAAACAAGUUGUCAAACGGG
Solea senegalensis (Senegalese sole) is the source of this 3945-nucleotide messenger RNA. Its product is annotated as filamin-A-interacting protein 1-like. The transcript has 5 exons. NCBI's taxonomy places the organism in Eukaryota, Metazoa, Chordata, Actinopteri, Pleuronectiformes, Soleidae. The record is from RefSeq and is a predicted model, not a curated record. Bases 1 to 3588 code for a protein of 1195 amino acids.